Molecule: messenger RNA, 979 nt
Organism: Hypomesus transpacificus
Lineage: Eukaryota; Metazoa; Chordata; Actinopteri; Osmeriformes; Osmeridae
Product: ras-related protein Rab-8B-like
Exons: 5
Biological process (GO): cellular response to insulin stimulus; Golgi vesicle fusion to target membrane; protein localization to plasma membrane
Cellular component (GO): plasma membrane; trans-Golgi network transport vesicle; endosome
Molecular function (GO): GTPase activity; GTP binding
Source: RefSeq, a predicted model, not a curated record
GGCUAUUUAAACUACAGUUUGCUUACAGACGGUUUUCGGUCUGCGCAAACUUUAAAUCGUAGCCUAUGCAUGAAUGUCAGAAAUAGUAGAAAAUAAACAUCGUCUACAACUACAUGGCCCAGUCUGCAACUGAUGUCUACGUCACUGCCUAACUCCUCCCCAGACAGCUGGUGAAGUGAAGCGGAUUGCUAGAUCUACGCGUUAUAUUCUCAGUAGUUAGAUAUUAUCGUUAUCUAUUACGCAGCAGAGUGUUUAAAUGGCGAAAACACACGAUUGUCUGUUCAAGCUCUGGCUAUUUGGAGAUAGUGGAGUAGGCAAGACAUGUCUUCUAUUGAGAUUCAGCGAAGACACUUUCAAUACCACCAUCAUAUCAACAAUAGGUAUAGACUUCAAAAUCAGAACAAUAGAGUUAAACGGAAAGAGAGUCUAGCUACAAAUAUGGGAUACUGCAGGACAGGAGAGGUUUCAAACUAUAACCACAGCAUACUAUAGGGGAGCUAUGGUCAUAAUGUUGGUCUAUGACAUCACCAACGAGAAGUCCUUUGAAAAUAUAAAGAACUGGAUCGUAAUAUUGAAGAGGAUUCCGCCCUCUCCAUCCACCCCUCAAGCCUCCAGCACACCAAAGAGAAGACGGGCGGCGCAAGACCAGAGUGUCAUUGAGGCAAUGGCAAGGGUCGAGGAGCGCAGGGCCCAAAUGUAAAGGGACUUUGCGCCUGUGGAACCUUCACCACCACCACCACCGUGUGAAAACACUUAUUUUGGCAAUAGUGUAGGUGUCUUGGCAAAGACACUGCACAAAGACACGGCAAGCGAGAUAAAACUUAAUUACAGAUUUACACCCUGCUGUAUCACAACCAGGCUAACCAUCCGCGCAUUGUAAAUACGUACCACCAUCUAUAAAUAGUUUUUAUAUUACAUUACUUAUAUAUAUAUACAGUGUCAACAUUUCUUAUUUUGCACCUUGUUUUUAUUACCUUUU